Messenger RNA from Exophiala viscosa, 804 nucleotides. RefSeq names its product nicotinamide mononucleotide adenylyl transferase. Lineage: Eukaryota; Fungi; Ascomycota; Eurotiomycetes; Chaetothyriales; Herpotrichiellaceae. The record is from RefSeq and is a predicted model, not a curated record. Bases 1 to 804 code for a protein of 267 amino acids. The transcript is spliced from 2 exons. Gene Ontology annotation, molecular function: nicotinamide-nucleotide adenylyltransferase activity; nicotinate-nucleotide adenylyltransferase activity. Gene Ontology annotation, biological process: NAD+ biosynthetic process.
AUGGACGAGUACCACUUCCCGGACUCCCGGCUCAAGAAGAAGAUGGAUGAUGCAUCCAAGACACCACUUCUUCUUGUUGCUUGCGGCUCCUUCUCUCCCAUCACCUUCUUGCAUCUGCGCAUGUUCGUCAUGGCGGCGGACUAUGUUAAACACAACACCGACUUUGAAAUGGUGGGCGGAUAUCUGUCACCCGUGUCGGACGCCUACAAGAAGCAAGGCUUGGCUCCCGCAGAGCACAGAGUUGCGAUGUGCCAACUUGCUAUCGACAAGGCAUCCAACUGGCUCAUGGUUGAUACCUGGGAGGCGGAGAAAAAGGAUUACCAACCGACCGCGAAGGUGCUUGAUCACUUCGAUCACGAGAUAAACGUCCUCCGCAAGGGCAUCGAUACAGGCGACGGCAAUCGAAAACCUCUGAAAAUUGCCCUUCUUGCGGGUGCUGAUUUGAUUCAGACCAUGUCAACCCCAGGAGUUUGGAGUGAAAAGGAUCUGGAUCAUAUCCUUGGACGGUACGGCACCUUCAUCAUCGAACGCUCUGGCACAGAUAUCGACGAGGCCUUGGCCAGUCUUGGGAACUAUCGCGAAAACAUACAUGUUAUUCAGCAACUGAUACAAAAUGACGUCAGCAGCACGAAGAUACGACUGUUCUUGCGAAGAGGCAUGAGCGUACAAUAUCUCAUUCCUGCUCCUGUUGUGGAGUAUAUCGAACAAAAUCAUCUCUAUCGGGACGAUCAACGCUCAUCGAGCACUUCUAUCGCUCAGGAGGCCGAUAAAGGAAAGUCCAAAGAAGCUGCGUCAGCCAGCUAG